GAGAACUCACGUAGUCGGAAAUUACUCCCACAUUUUUAUUUCUCCUCGGCAAAAACCUUCCCUGGCCUCCUUGGACUGCGGGUGCGGCGAGGAAGGGCACGUUCUUCGCUGUCCCACUGGGAGCCAGAGGGAGGUCUCGAAGUUGAGAGAGGGUCAAACACUGUAUGCACCCUUUCCUUUUAAGGUACUCUCUGACAACCCCCAAACCACUUACCUUAUUGCAGCCUGGAUUAAAAAAAAAAAAAAAAACCCGAGGCUGUGUCCUUCCUAUGUCGUGGUUCUGUUCGGUCCACUUAAGCCGGCUACACAAUCUGAUUCAUCCUAAAGCUAACAUACUGCCCCCCUUCAAAGCGGUGGUGUUGUGGGUGGGGCUGAGAGAGUGGAGCUGUCUAUACACUAAAGGUCUUUCUUCCUUUAGGAUUUGGUAGUUGAAAGGUGAAAGAGAACCCUGAGAUCCCCCAGCGAAAAUGUGUUGCGGCCCCUGUGGAAGGAGUCAACUUUCAGGCUGUUAAAGUCCUCAAGUCAUUAGCUUCAGCUGCUGCACUAAAGGGGCAAGCCAGCGCCUCUAAGUGGCUUAGCGCACAAACGAGGCUCCCGAGACGGCCCCGGCAACCCCAUCCGCUCUUCCACCACCGGCUGCACGUGAAUUGCUCUCCGGAGCCCACCUCGGCACAGCCUACGAGACAGCAAUAUCAACACCUCUUGACAUGGAAAUGCACUGAUACAAUAGGCAAAAGAAGCACUCGAUUGCCUCUCCCGGUUCCAGGUGGCCUUAUUUGGGCGAUUCGUUCCUGACCUUAUUCCUGUGAUGGAGGAUUCAGGCAUCCAGCGGGGCAUCUGGGAUGGAGAUGCCAAGGCUGUCCAGCAAUGUCUAACAGAUAUUUUUACCAGCGUUUACACCACCUGCGACAUCCCUGAGAAUGCUAUAUUCGGUCCCUGCAUCCUGAGCCAUACUUCCCUGUAUGACAGCAUAGCUUUCAUUGCGCUCAAGUCCACAGACAAGAGAACAGUCCCCUAUAUCUUCCGGGUAGACACCUCAGCAGCAAAUGGUUCUUCGGAAGGUCUCAUGUGGCUGCGUCUCGUCCAAUCAGCCAGAGAUAAAGAGGAACAGAACCUUGAAGCCUAUAUAAAAAACGGACAGCUGUUUUACCGCUCUCUCCGCAGGAUUGCCAAAGACGAGGAGUUACUAGUUUGGUACGGGAAAGAACUGACUGAGUUACUCUUGCUCUGCCCCUCUAGAUCCCACAGCAAAAUGAAUGCAGGGUCGUCCCCUUACACAUGCCUGGAAUGCAGCCAACGUUUCCAGUUUGAGUUCCCCUAUGUGGCGCAUCUGCGCUUCCGCUGCCCCAAGAGACUUCACAGCGCUGAUGCCAGCCCCCAAGAAGAGCAAGGCGGCGGCGUGGGCACCAAGGAUCACGGGGGCGGGGGCGGUGGCAAAGAUCAGCAGCCGCAGCAACAGGAAGCGCCCUUGGGCCCCGGCCCCAAGUUCGGCAAAGCCGGACCUAUCCACCACUACCCGGCCCCCUCCCCCGAGGGCAGUAACCAGCCCGCGGCAGGCGGCGGCGGCGGCGCCAAGCCCUCCACGGACUUUCACAACCUGGCCCGGGAGCUCGAAAACUCGGGGGGAGGCAACAGCUGCUCCCCCGUCCGGGGCCUCGGUGGCGGCGGCGGCGGCGGCGGCGGCCACCAGGAGGCGGAGCUGAGUCCCGACGGCAACGCCACAGGCGGCGGCAAGGGGAAGAGGAAAUUCCCGGAGGAGGCGGCGGAGGGGGGCGGCGGCGUGGGGCUGGCUGGGGGCCGGGGCCGCUUCACCGAGCGGCCCCUGACCGCCUCCAAGGAGGACUUGGUGUGCACCCCGCAGCAGUACCGCGCCUCGGGCAGCUACUUCAGCCUGGAAGAGAACGGCCGCCUCUUCGCGCCGCCCAGCCCCGAGACGGGCGAGGCCAAGCGCAGCGCCUUCGUGGAGGUGAAGAAGGCGGCCCGAGCGGCCGGUCUGCAGGAGGACGCGGCCGCCGACGGCGGGGGCGCGGCCGCCGAAGACCAGGACGCGGGCGGCGGCGGCGGCGGCUCCUCCACGCCCGUGGCCGCUUCGCCGGCAGGCGCCGACAAGCUGCUGGCCCCGCGGCCUGGGGGCCCGCUGCCCGGCCGGCUGGAGGGCGGCAGCCCGGCGCGGGGCAGCGCCUUCACCUCGGUGCCGCAGCUGGGCGGCGCGGGCGGCAACGUGGCGGGCGGCGGCGCGGGCGCCGGGGCCUCCGGCGGAGCGGGCGGCGGCCAGGGCGCCGCGUCGGACGAGCGCAAGAGCGCCUUCUCGCAGCCGGCGCGCUCCUUCUCCCAGCUGUCCCCGCUGGUGCUGGGCCAGAAGCUGAGCGCGCUCGAGCCGUGCCACCCCGGCGACGGCGUGGGCCCCACCAGACUCUACCCCGCCGCCUCCGACCCUCUGGCCGUGAAGCUCCAGGGGGCCGCGGACCUGAACGGAGGUUGCGGGGCCCUGCCGAGCGGUGGCGGCGGCGGCCUGCCCAAACAGAACCCCUUCCUCUACGCCACCGCCUUCUGGCCCAAGAGCUCCGCUGCCGCCGCGGCGGCGGCCGCGGCGGCCGCGGGGCCCCUGCAGUUGCAGCUGCCCUCGGCGCUCACGCUGCUGCCGCCUUCCUUCACCUCGCUGUGUCUGCCCGCGCAGAACUGGUGUGCCAAGUGCAAUGCCUCCUUCCGCAUGACCUCCGACCUGGUGUACCACAUGCGGUCGCAUCACAAAAAGGAGUACGCGAUGGAGCCCUUGGUGAAGCGGCGGCGGGAGGAGAAACUCAAGUGCCCCAUUUGCAAUGAGUCCUUCAGGGAGCGCCACCACCUCUCCAGGCACAUGACCUCGCAUAAUUGACACGGAAAGGACCCUAGCUUUCCACGCGCGCACAGUCACAGUCAAGCCACCUACAGGAAAAACACGCGAGGACAUCCACCACCUCCUUGUGACCUGAAACAUUGCACCCAAAGACAGACACACACACACACACAUACACAUGCCACCCCAACCUUCUCAUUGACCUGUUUACCCGAGACCUGCAUUAUACACGCAGACACACACACGCACGCACACACACGCACGCACGCACGCAUACAAGACAGGGUGGUGGAUUUUUGAUUGGGUGGGUUGUUCGAGGGGUUUUCUUUUGAAUGCACGCAUUUUCACUUUCCAAAAACAAAGGUACAUUUUUAAAAAUGUCAUAUAUUGCAACAUAUUGAUGCAUUUGUCAUACGUUUCUACUUAAAUUAUUAAGCACUUACGGUUUAGAUGUAAUAAUUAUAUGUAAGGGCAAAAUUUAUUUUAGAUAUAAAGUAAAGGAGGAGGGUGAGAUGCUUUCUGCAUUUCUUGAUGACAGUUUGUGUUCUUACAAAAAAAAUAAAAUAAAUAAAAAGGGGUCACCAUUCAAUUUAAGUUUCCAGGGGGAAGUGCAUGUAUCAUGAAAUGAUUAUGGACUUCAAUGAAGAAUGUCAUCAUUAUGUAAAUAUGUAUUUCCUUUUAAUACAAAGUGUAAUUUUGUGCCAGUGAAAUGGAGUCUGAAUAGUUAUGUGUUUCUUUUAUCCCUGGAAAGAUUUAUUAAACUUUAUAGAUUAUCCAGGUAUGUUGGAUGCUUUGACAAUAAAUGACUAUUUUCUUCAAAGCAA
This is a messenger RNA of Felis catus (domestic cat), 3660 nucleotides long. It is a transcript of the gene PRDM8, whose product is annotated as PR/SET domain 8. The coding region runs from base 809 to 2875 and encodes 688 amino acids. Gene Ontology annotation, cellular component: nucleus. The record is from RefSeq and is a predicted model, not a curated record. Gene Ontology annotation, biological process: regulation of DNA-templated transcription. The transcript is spliced from 5 exons. NCBI's taxonomy places the organism in Eukaryota, Metazoa, Chordata, Mammalia, Carnivora, Felidae. Gene Ontology annotation, molecular function: protein binding.